AUGGACUUUUUGCUCGACGCUUUCAAAACUCUCCUACAUCGAUACCUCGGCCACCAACUUACGGGGGUGACGAGUUCCGAAAAGAGGGCACUGGAAAAACACCUCGCUAAGAGUUCAGAAAGAUGCUCAUUAGCCAUUGUUAACUACAAUGUGCUCGAAGAGGAUUUCGAGAAUUUACACGGUAUAGGCACUGGGCCAUGGCUCGUGCCGAAAAUCUGCGAAACUUAUGGAUUCAAUGAUUUGCACAAGAUCGACAAAAGUUGGCCUCUUCGCCGGGGUGUGAAACGGAAAAAAGGUUACAAAGGGACUGGCGAGUUCCUUAUAUGGGGUUCUGUCCCUGGCGAUCCUGUCACCGUACUAGCUUAUGAGGAAGCCGUACGUCUAAUGGACGAGAUGAAAUCUCUGUCCAGUGUCAACUACGCGUCUGGGGUAGCUGUUAGCCGAUGCCUGAACAAUGUUCCGCCUAAAUACAAAGCAGUGGUGGCGCGUAAACUUCUCCAUGCCUAUCGAAUUCCCGGGUAUGCGAAAGACCGUCAUUUCGAAUCAUUCGUGCGCGGAAUCUACGGCGACCCUCCCAAUUCCAGCGACUUGGACGCACGUCUCGACGAAAUUAAUCUGGGUCAUGUUCUCAAUGGCUCAAGCAGCGCAAAACCUGUUAAGUCACUUAGAUCUAUGCGGAACGCAAAGAAGGUACGCAUGCCAGUUGCCAUACCCGCGAAGCACCGACAACCAGCACCUUCCCCUAUUCCAGGUGAAGAUAUCCAGUCUCUUCUGGAUACUCAACUAGCCGAGAUGGGGUCGGAGUUUGGCGUAACUGCAGAGCUCUUUGAUAGCUCUACAUCUCCUUGGAGCGGCACUACAGGACCAAACCUCGGAAGGCAAAAGGCGCCUGAAUACGAUUCUGACCAUGGCAUAAAUUGGCACUCCGAUCCAGGGAGAUUUAACACCAACAGCUCUGUAAAGGAGAAAAAAGAAGCGAUGAAUAUAUUCGAUGGCAUUAGUGAAACUCAAACUCAUGAACAUAUCGCGCAAGCUAACAACCAUGAAAUUGAUGCUUUCUCCAGGGAGCUAUUGGCAUAUGCGGCAAUUCCCACACCAUCUCCGCCACCUGACCUCACCGAGAAGCAAGGAAAGGGGCAGGAAGCCACGAGUGAUGAGACCGCAGAAUUCGAUUCGGUAAACAAGAUAGAUGGACAAUUUACCGAAACGGAGCAAGAGUCUCUCCCGAACCAGCGUUCGACAGCAUCUCACCCAGAGAUUACAUCGUCUUCAUCGUCAAUUGUUAUCGACUUAACGUCCGAAGAGACUAAUCAGCAUCAUACGUCAGAAAAGGUCACGGUGGUUAAAGAUAUCCGAAGAUUCAAGGCGAAGGAACUUCAGCAGAGACGCAAAAUCACCAAAAUACAAGCAACGUCGACGUCGACUCUCAGAAAAGUCGGCAUACAGGUCGCCAAUUCCCAGAGAGCUCAUUCUGAUUCUACAACUGCGCAAGUCGAUGCCUCCAUACCCAACAACCGAGCCAAAGAAAGAAACAACGAGUGUGACGAUGAUGAGAUUCGAAUCAUUGCAGAAAGGAGUCACCAUCACCGACGACAUAUCCGAAGAACCACUAGAACUAAAACCAGAACGGUAAUUACGAUUCGCAGUCGGAGCGUGAGUGAGGGUGUCGUUUUCAAUCGGCGAUGA
Molecule: messenger RNA, 1686 nt
Organism: Cladophialophora psammophila CBS 110553
Lineage: Eukaryota; Fungi; Ascomycota; Eurotiomycetes; Chaetothyriales; Herpotrichiellaceae
Exons: 4
Coding region: 1-1686 (561 amino acids)
Source: RefSeq, a predicted model, not a curated record